This is a messenger RNA of Parathielavia appendiculata, 2254 nucleotides long. RefSeq lists its product as uncharacterized. The transcript is spliced from 5 exons. Gene Ontology annotation, biological process: regulation of DNA-templated transcription. NCBI's taxonomy places the organism in Eukaryota, Fungi, Ascomycota, Sordariomycetes, Sordariales, Chaetomiaceae. The record is from RefSeq and is a predicted model, not a curated record. Gene Ontology annotation, molecular function: zinc ion binding; DNA-binding transcription factor activity, RNA polymerase II-specific. The coding region runs from base 1 to 1791 and encodes 596 amino acids.
AUGGUCUACGGCGGGAAGCCCUCCCGAGGCUGCCGGACUUGCCGUGCACGCCGCAUCAAGUGCGACGAGGGAAAGCCGACGUGCAAACGAUGUGAGAAGUCGAAGAGGGAAUGCGGCGGGUACCGGCCCGAGUUCGAGAUUGUCCACCGUGAUCAGACCGGCUCGACUCUGCGCCGCUUGCGCAAGACAGCCUCCGUCCACCAGCAGCAGUCAACGGACUCCCUCCAAUUAGUUUUCGUCCGCGAGGAGCCACAGCCAUGGCGCCGACAGAGCUUGAGCCCAACGCCCGGGUCGGCACUGGCCGUCCCCCUCGCUCACCGAGCAUCAUGCUACUUUGCCUCCAACUUCAUCCUGCUGUCGGUGGGCGUGGCGCCGCACGGGUUCAUGGAAUAUUUGCUCCCGUUAAUGGACACAGAACCUUCGGGCAGCGCGCUCCGCCAUGCCUUCAACGCCUGCGCCUUUGCGCUGCUGGGCAACCGCGCUAAGGCUGACGGCGUCAAUCUUCCGCAGCUCUCGUUGAAAGAGCAUACGCUGGCUCUGGCCCAGACGCACAAGGCCCUGGAUCAUUCCGCCAUGGCCACCGCUGAUUCUACGCUGGCGGCGGUUCUGUUGCUGUGUUUGUACGAGAGCAUAACCGCUAUAAGGGAGAGCAGAAUGCUGGCAUGGCGCUCACAUAUUGACGGGGCCAUCAACAUUGUCAAAGCACGAGGUCGCGACGAGAUGUGUAAGACGAGGAUGGGGAGUCUCCUUUUCUCAGCCGUGCGACAUCAUCUGGCAAUGAGUCAUUUGGGCGGGCCCAUUCUGACAACAUUGCAGAUCUCUCGUGUGCUCUCGUCUGGUCUGCCACUGCCCUUCGGGGUCGACUGGUGGAUGUCUGCGGGUGAUACCUCGUCCGUCUUUGCAACCUGUCAGCGCUUCGCUCUAGAGUUUAGCGAACUCCGAGUGGAAGCGAACCAUCUUCUGGCCAAUGGUUUACGGUCAUCAGAACUGUGCUUUCAGGCAAAACAGCUAGCACGGCGUGUGGAAAUCCUGGGUGAUGGCAUUGCUAGCUGGCUCGCCUCAAUCCCGGCGGACUUCCGCUUCCAACCGAUCUGUUGGGUAUCGGAACACGACAUUGAUGUUUCGAGACGGGAUGGUGGCUAUGGCGAGAUGGAUGUUUUCCCCGGCCGUGUCGACAUCUACCCUGAUUUCAUCACCGCCAUGGCCUGGAACAUCGGGCGUGUCACUCGCCUCCUCCUUGCCUCGCUCAACAUCCGGAUAGCUGCCUGGCUUUGCGCCCCAGCGGACUACCGCAUGACGGUCGAGUAUGAGACCUCCAAGCGCGUUUGCCAGGACGUCAUCCCUGACAUCCUGGCUUCCGUGCCGUACCAUCUUGGUUGGCGCAUGAACGGCAAGACGCUUGGCACGCCAGGCCUGUCGGCAUUCGCCUGUGGCGAGGAGGGCUCCUACAAAGCUCUGCCAUCCCUCUUUUUGCUCUGGUCCCUCACCGUCAUCAAAAACCACGACCUCUCGACCGAAGACCAGCGGACUUGGGCGAGGGGUCGUCUCAGGUUCAUCGCUGAAGAAGUCGGGCUGAAAUACGCCCACAUCGUUAACGAGAGACUGACAACCUCUCGGGUCAACAUCCGCUUUCCGUCCAUGAUGAUUUACCAGGAUGGCAGGGCGGCCCCCGUGGACCCCUUGCAUCGGGGGGUGCCGGCAUUCGCUCAGGCGCCAGCGGCUGUUCCACUCACGCCGGAAAGGCUCGCUUCUACGCAUGUUCCACCAAGCGCGCCAAUAUCUAACCCCUGAGGUUCAUGCUCGACCUUGGCGCCGAAGUCUCCAUCCCAAGCAAGGAAGCUCUCGCCUCACUCAGAGCAGCCAGCAUAACAGUCAUUUCGACUGACUGCGUGGAGCUGAACGGAAAGCAUACCGGCUGCCCGAGCUUUUGAAGACACAUCACAGAGCACUAUGCCAAUUGAGAACCCGCCAGGCAGAGAUGGUCCGGUCCAUGGGAGUCUUUGAACGAUUGCCAGGUAUAUCUCCUGCCAUCAUAGCCAGCAUUGGUGACACAAGAUUCAUUUUUCAGAGCGACUAACAAACUUCAGGUUCGAAACACCGCCGACCCGCCUAGGCUGCGAUUGGGCAAAUCGGUUUCAUACAACAAGGGAGCAUGCAUAGCCGGCUGAACUCAUGUAACGUCAAGUUCCGGUAUGCCUACGCCUGCGACGGUGAAAGGGCGGGCUUGGAUUAACGUUCUCGGCGGUACAUAAGA